Molecule: messenger RNA, 3771 nt
Organism: Microcebus murinus (gray mouse lemur)
Lineage: Eukaryota; Metazoa; Chordata; Mammalia; Primates; Cheirogaleidae
Source: RefSeq, a predicted model, not a curated record
AGCAAGAAGAUGGGAGAGCAAAAUCAGCUCUGUCUUUUCAUUGUUUUAUUUUUAAAUUUUAAAAAAUUUUUCUUUUCAAAAAAAAUUUUUUUUCCUUUUCAUUGUUUUAGAGAGCCCUGAGAACCACCUUGAAAUUUCCAAGUUAAACUGCAGGCUGAGAUGAAACUAAGCUUCCUUUUCUUAAAUGAGGUUGCCUUAUUGGGCAGGAGAGACUGUAGGAAGGGGGCAAUGGUCCGGAGCACAUGGCAGCCGCAGGUGCAUAGCUGGGGAGAGGCGUUCUUGCCUCUCACGGCCAGAUAAACAAGCGCCUCAACCCACAUACUAGCUUCCCAGGAUGGACAUUUGUUCUUGUCCUAAGAAUUGUCUAAGCCUAAAAUCGAGUAGCAAAGUCUAGGAACCCCACCUCUCCUAGCUCCUCGAUGAUGGGUCCCAGGUCAGGUUGUUCCUAGAGAGCCGGUCUCCUGCAGCUCCCAGUCCCUCACAGGCCUCUGCCCUGUCCACUGUCCACGUGGUGCCAGAAGGGGAGCAGGGGGGCCUCCCCCCCUCCCCGUCCAGUGCUGCUGCUGCUCUCCCCAGGAGGGAACCCUGGUCUUCAGAAAGUUUCCUUUGCCUUCCUCUGGCCAUUGCAGGCUGGAGGAAUGAAAGCUUCCUCUCUAGUCUGGAAAUGGGUAAAUGAUGCGAGUAAUUUACGGGCACAUCAGCCCUGAGUGCAUAAGUCAUAUGUGCACAAAGGGGCCGGGUAAAUAUUUAAAGAUUAGAGCCAGCUGGGGAGAAAUACAAAAGGCUGGGACAAUGAGGGUCUCUCUGAAUUCACUCUUCCUGAGCUGGGCCAGCCCGGUCAGCGUUGAUGCACUCACUGGAGUCCCAGCCUUUGUCCCUUGAAGGGCCCUUGGCUGCCCAGCUAUUCGAAGUCCCAAUACAGCUGAAGAGAGUUAAACAAUCGCGGCCUCUCCAACCCCAUCUGGAGACAAUUGGCUGAGUCGUUUCGGAGCUUUUGCUGUGUCCCCAUAGUUAAUUACAUGGAGCAAUCACUUCAUUCCACUGUGAAAUGCAUCUGCAGAGGGGAGCAGCUAUCUCCCUCCAGUCACCCGCUCCCACAGUAGCCUGCAAAGCCCUCACCAGUGAGCAAUGGUUUAGAUGCCCCAAAGGGCAGAAAGGAAGGGGCUCCCACCCAGGACCAGAGGCGGCAUAGAGCCAUCUCUUUGGAUGAGCGGUGGGACAUCUUAUGGGGCUCUUCUCCUGGGGCCUGCAAGCCCCCCUUCUUUGUUUCCAGACCAGACACAAUGUUCUUUCUUUUGCCAAAGUCAUGAAAACCAAAUAGUGGAGAGGGUGAAGGCACAGGCUACUUUUUGCCUUCAGUUCUGCAGCAAGAGAAAGGAGGGGCCCUGAGCAGCCUUGGAGGGCCUGAGAGCCCUCGGCAGUUACGGAAAAAAGUUUUUUCCUUGAAUGAGCAGAGGGGGGCCUGGGUCUCCCCAGCACUCCUCCUGGACCUGUGCUCCUUUCCAGGCUGCCUUGGGGACCCCAGAUGCUAAAGAUGGAAAGGGAGUCAGUGGCCUACAUCCCAGCUUGCGUAAGCCCCGUUUCUAAGUUGGUCCAUGCCCUUCCCGGCAGUUUGAGAGCACUUUGUCCUGCUUGUCCCCAGAGAGGACAGGGUGAACCCGCUGCCGCACUCCCCUCUGCCUCUGAAAAGCCUCCCCAGUCGCUGUGAACUCCUUCAGAGCCCGCCCUCCCUGAGGUUGUGCUAGGAUGCCCAGAUUCAGGACGAGCAGACAGAGUGGGGGGCUGGCGUGGAGGAUGGAACCAGAGCCUUCACCUGGGUUUCUGGGGAAGGUCCUGGUAGAGACUCAUCUGCUUUCCUUUCCAAUGACCUAGCCAGAUGUGAAGCCUGAUAGCUUUAGCUCAGGAGAGGAAGCCGGCUUCGGGAAGGAGCUCGAAUUGGCGGUAAAGCUGGGAUGGUGGGGAGGAAGCUGUCUCAGAGCUCAGGGAAGGGGAAGGAUGGAAAUCGCACCGAGAUCCCUUCCGGCCUUGAUCCUGCCCUACCCUCAGCGGUUUAAGGCCAGGAGCCGGCCAAAGUGGCUGUUUGUAGUGGAGCCACGCGGGCUGGGGGUCACAAAGUAACGGGGGUCAUUCCAUGUGGGGAGACCCCGCCCGAGGACGGCCGCAGGGGAGUGGGCACUACGGACGGGGCAGGGGUGGUGGGUGUGGGGCGCAGCGGAGGCGGAGGCCCAUUAACUGGAACCGGGCGGAGCGUGACGGCUGAGAAUUCCACCCCGGCCGCCCAGCCGGCCUCGCCUUCCGCAGCCAAAGCAGAACAUUGCGAAUUAGCGCAUUUUGCGGUCAAUUUUCCACUGCUUAAGAAACACUAAGCCACCCACGGCGACUAAUGCAGCGUCGCCGGCCAGAGCGUGAAGAGCACAGAAAGGCUUGCUGGCGAGCACGCCUGGCCUCCGCAUCUUCAUCAGUCCCAAGGAGGCUCCAGCCCUGUCACAGUCAUUCGAGCAGCCCAGAGCUGGCUGGGCCCAUGGACCUCCCCCAGUGGGCAAUUCCCAGAACGUUCAGAGACACGGGGCAGUAAGGACUUGGCAAGUGGGCUCAGAGAUCUCCAAGCCGCUGAUGGAGAAGAAGCGACGCGCACGCAUUAACGUGUCGCUGGAACAGCUGAAGUCGCUGCUGGAGAAACACUACUCGCAUCAGAUCCGGAAGCGCAAGUUAGAGAAGGCUGACAUCCUGGAGCUGAGCGUCAAGUACAUGAAAAGCCUUCAGAACUCCUUGCAAGGGCUCUGGCAGGUGCCCAGCGGAGCCGAGUACUCAUCGGGCUUCCGCAGCUGUCUGCCCGGCAUGAGCCAGCUCCUCCGGCGCGGAGAGGAGGGCGACGGCCCGCGCUGCUCCCUGGUGCCGCAGCGCGCGGGUGGCAGCACCACGGACAGCGCCAGCCCCGGCCAGAAGGCGCCCGCGCUAUGCGGCCCCUGCGCCCCCACGGUCUGGGCUCCUGCCCCGGCCACCGGCGGCCCGCGGGCCCAACCUCCCCGGCUCCUCUUCCCUGGAGGUCUCCCCAACUCGCCCGCCAGCGUCCCAGCGCCGCCGCCAGCGUCGCGCCUUUGCGCCGAGAGCCCGGGGCCGGGACUUCGCGUAUGGAGGCCGUGGUGAGGCCCAGGCACGGCCUCGGACUCAAGGGGGUCCCCAUCUGGGCUGGGGACACAGUGACUAUGUUGAGCUUGCCUAUGGUGACUUUUGAGACCCCUCAAUCGCCCGUUCUGGUCCCGGGGCGGGGUUGGCCCGGAGAGCGCUGCGCACGCGCGAACGCAGGGACAUACGCGGAGGCACGCGCGUACCGGGUCUGCGCGUCCAGGCAUAAUCCAUCCCCACUCCAGUCCCACCUACCCAGGCCGGAUCCUCUCGCUCCUCCUCCCAUCCUCUAGUGGGGCUGGGAGGGGGGUGUCCUGGGCUGCGCCCCUUUCCCAGGGGCCCUGGCGGGCAGUCCGCCCCCGCCCCCGCCCAGCGGCCGCACGCCUGUGGGAAGGUAGCAGUUGGCCGCGGGGCAGAGAGGACCCCUCGCAGCGAGGAGAAUCGCUGCCCCGCCCCGGCCCAUUCAGCCGGCCGCGGGCGCCCGGUUCCCACAGCCACAAAGCGCGCCGGGCCCCGCCCUGCCGGCGAGGGGCCCCCAGGCCGACCCCCACCCAGGACCCUCUCGGCUUCCACCGACUCCUUCGCCCUCCGCCAGCGGCGCAGCACCCCCGGCUGGCGCAGUCUCCAAGGCCCGCCCCUCAGAAG